CAUAACAUCAUAGGUAUACCGAUGCAAUAACAUUUUUUAAUUCAAAGGUUCAUGUUUACCAAAGCUAUAAGGGAGUUGCUUUCAUUUAUAUGCUUAUACUAUAUUGCUGACUAACGUCAAAGGAAUGAAAACAAACUAAAAAAGUACUGGCCAUUGUUUCAUUAUGUAUGUGUCUCUUUCUCUCCUCUCUUUCAAAAUAGUAAUAGGAAGAUAUGUACAUAAAUUGAGGGACCAGGAGUCCCAGGUUCCAGUUCUGUCUGAGUUUUUCUGUGAGUGUUGAGAGGUUUUCAUGAGCACUUUCUGAGUAUUAAGUCGAACGAAGAAUUAAAAGCGGUUCAGUUCCUACUUCCCCAGUGAACUGAAGUGAUACUUGAAAAGAACUACAAUUUGAAAUUUUAGAUGUUCUUUUGCAGUAGGCAAUGUCUAUAGUAGAUAAACUAUAAUGCCUGAAGGGUUUAUAUCUAAAGCCUUAAGUUACCAAUCCUCAUUCUUAUCACCAAACAAACAGCACCAAACUUCAAAAAGGUAUUCCAACAUAAAGUUAAAAUUUAUUUACUUUGUCCUUUGCGGUCUGUGAAAAUACAUAUUUCCUUUAGACAAGCCUUGAGAUUUAUUGUCUCCUCUAGCUAGCUAUUAAGUUGGUAAGGACGGCUCAUAUUUCGACCCUGCGUUAAAACUAAUUUAUGCCCUACUUUCAGAUUCUGUCAGAAGUUGUUGAGCGACUGGACAUCAAAAAUGCAGCGUGGAACUCAACGAAGGAUGACAAAUUUUGGCAGGUACUUUUCUCUCUCGAAACUGGCAACUUAAGUGAGGAGCUCCUACAAGUGCUGAAGACCUUCGGGAUAGGAUCCCGGCACCAGUCCUCAGUGAGCGUGCUGCCUUGUGCUCUCUACUACAAAUCUAGCGAUGGAAACAGUACAGCUGCUUCGGAAGAUGGAUCUACGGGACUUGAAGAACCCUCAGCCACACCAACAGCAUGGUCUCGUUUCUCAUCAUCAGUACGCGCGCGCACUAAUCUUGCGCAGGUGCUGCACGACGUGCGCGCUGACGCAGCUUUGACAUUCGACUGGCUGUUCAUGCUGCUGGUGGCAGCCUUCGUCGCAGCUAUAGGGUUGAUAGAGAACUCCACAGUCAUCCUCGUUGCCAGUAUGCUGAUAUCUCCACUUAUGGGCCCAAUAACAGCAGGUACAUUAGGCACAGCGGUCCGGGAUCGGUCUCUACAGCUCAUGGGGGUUAAGAACGAGUUCCUUGGACUAUUCCUAUCUCUCGUCAUCGGCUUCAUAUUCGGACUCACCAUUUGCGCCAUCGACGAGCGAUACGGAGUGGUGGAAGACUGGCCCACUUAUGAGAUGAUAUCCAGAUGUGAAUACCGUUCCCUCUGGGUGGGGAUCCUUGUUGCCAUCCCCAGCGGUGCUGGAGUAGCUUUGGCUGUCCUCGGAGAAUACACAGCGUCACUAGUUGGCGUAGCUAUUUCAGCAUCACUGCUGCCUCCCGCUGUCAAUGCUGGUUUGCUAUGGGCGAUGGCUCUAACCCGGCUUACGGUGACGACGGAGGAGCUGCGCUGGCUGGUCGUGCAGCCCUCAGAGCUGGCCGUACUUGGAACUGCCUCACUCUGCCUGACUCUCGUCAAUAUUGUGUGCAUAUUCCUAGCAGGAGUCGCCGUUUAUAAGGUGAAGGAAGUAAGUCCUUUGGACCGAAAAGAUAUAUCAUGGUGGAGGGCGAACAGAAACCGCUUCCAGGCUAAUAAACAAAAUAAAGAGAAUCUCAAUUGGGAUGCUUACACUAAAUGGUAUGAAGAAAAUCCUGAAGCGAAGGACAAGACAGAAAGUUCAGCGAAAGAAGAAGACAUCCCAAGUUCUGGAAUCCAGAGUGAUACAAUCACCUUUAGACGUCGGCCCUCUCUUAUCAAGCGAUUGAGGGCGCAGAAUGUGGAAGCCUUUUGUAAUCAUAACCGAUUGGGAGACAUGUACAUACCGCUAGACACCGAAAUAAAUGCAGAUAUCGAAACUCAUAAAGACACAAUUAAUAACACAGAUAAUAUUGUAAACACUGAUACUUCAAACUGCGAUAGUAAUACAGAAAAAAACAUAGAUCCAACUACAGAUGGAGCUAAAUCCCACAGUUAUUACAAUUUGGGCUACCAAACUGAUGUUGUAGACAACCAGCAUCCUACUAUAGAACCUUCUUUAAGUUUCACUAUGGAUCCAAAGAAGCCUGUGUUAUUAGAAAAUAAGUCGUUUAAUGUCUAA
Messenger RNA from Trichoplusia ni (cabbage looper), 2249 nucleotides. RefSeq lists its product as uncharacterized. NCBI's taxonomy places the organism in Eukaryota, Metazoa, Arthropoda, Insecta, Lepidoptera, Noctuidae. The record is from RefSeq and is a predicted model, not a curated record. Bases 684 to 2249 code for a protein of 521 amino acids. The transcript has 9 exons.